CAGAAGAAUAGCCCCAUCACACUCAGACGAAUUGUUGCACGCGCGUGCUACGUCAUAUCUACGCAAUAAAUUUAAAAUUUUUACAAAUGAGAUUUUUUCAAUUUCACACGUAAAAAGUUUCACCUAGUACGCGCGACGAGGAAAUCAAGUUUCGUCAUCUGAGGAAUUUGUAUUUGCUUGAUGCCAUGUUUACUUAUAUAGGUGUGACGAGUUGUACAUGCUGAUAGUGAAUGUAAAUAAAAAGCAUAUAUAUAUAUAUAUAUACAACUUACACAGCAGCGCAUAUAUACAACUUUGUGUUUGCGUUCCGUUCGAGUUACAUCGCUUAGUUACAUCACAUUACGCGACAUGACUGGGCGUGUGGCUGUGGUAACAGGUGGGAACAAAGGUAUCGGCUUUGCCAUCGUCAAGGCGCUCUGCCAAAAAUUUGACGGCAAUGUCUAUCUGACGGCUCGCGAUGUCAAUCGCGGAUUGAACGCCGUAAGCGAGUUGGAGAAACAAGGCCUGAAACCGAAAUUUCACCAGCUGGAUGUCACCGACGACGAGAGUAUCACGAAAUUCCGGGAUUACUUGAAAAGCACAUAUGGCGGCCUCGACGUCCUGAUCAACAACGCUGCCAUAGCAUUUAAAACAAAUGCUACGGAACCUUUCGGAGUCCAAGCUGAGGAAACGCUGAGAGUAAAUUAUUUCAGCUUGCGUAAAGUGUGUGAUGCGCUGUAUCCAUUACUCAAGCCGCAUGCCCGAGUGGUUCAUGUUUCCAGCAGCGCUGGACGUCUUUGCAAUAUCUCCGGCGCAGCGUUGAAAAAGAAAUUAUCAGAUCCGAACCUAACCGAAUCGGAAUUGGACAAAAUUAUGCAAGAUUUUGUUAACGCUGCAAAAUCUAACACCCAUUUGCAAGCUGGCUGGUCAAAUUCAACAUACGUGGCCAGUAAAAUCGGAGUGUCCGCUCUAGCUGGUAUUCAUCAAUCCAAAUUUAAUACGGAUCCUCGAGAAGACAUUGCGGUGAAUGCGGUUCAUCCUGGUUACGUGGAUACCGAUAUGACUAGCCACAAGGGAGACUUGAAGCCGGAUCAAGGAGCCGUGGGACCUGUUUACUGUGCCUUGUUGCCGGAAAAUACAGAAAUAAAAGGAAAAUACAUCUGGUACGACGCAACACUGUCAGAAUGGAAGUAACAAGUUUAAUGUGAAUGAAAAAAAUCUGAUUUAUAUUAGACAUUAUAUAUAUAUAUAUAUAUAUAUAUUAUGAGAAAUAAUACAAAUAAA
This is a messenger RNA of Pseudomyrmex gracilis, 1263 nucleotides long. Its product is annotated as carbonyl reductase [NADPH] 1-like. Gene Ontology annotation, molecular function: carbonyl reductase (NADPH) activity. The record is from RefSeq and is a predicted model, not a curated record. Bases 349 to 1173 code for a protein of 274 amino acids. The transcript is spliced from 4 exons. Lineage: Eukaryota; Metazoa; Arthropoda; Insecta; Hymenoptera; Formicidae.